ACAGGUCUGGGAGGUGGUGGGUGUGCAGUCCGGGGUAGGAGGGGAUGCUGGUUGUGAGCUGCCUUCUGGAAGAAACCUUACGCAGACAAUAACGUUUGAUUUCCUUUAGUGUACGACUUCCCUCAGUGAACAUGGAGCACAUUAGAACUCCGAAGGUGGAGCAGGUGAAGUUAUUGGAUCGAUUUGGAAGUAACAAGUCAGUUAUUGGAACCUUGUAUCUGACCGCAACCCAUUUAAUUUAUAGAGAGUUGACUACAGUCAAUCCAAAGGAAAUUUGGAUAAUGCAUCAUCACAUUGCAGUAGUGGAGAAACUCCCUCUGACAACAGUUGGGUGCCCAUUAGCAAUUCGGUGCAAGAAUUUUCGUGUCAUUCAUUUCAUCAUUCCAAGAGAAAGGGACUGUCAUGAUAUUUACAACUCUCUACUCAAGCUCUCACGACCAGUAAAGUAUGGUGACCUGUAUGCAUUCUUAUUCAAUCCUAAGAAGACUGAAUAUGAGAGAGAAAUAGGCUGGAAGGUCAUUAAUUUAAAUGAUGAAUAUCGACGCAUGGGAAUUCCAAAUGAUAUCUGGCAGUUAACAGACGUAAACCGGAGUUACAAGAUUUGUGACACAUACCCAACAGACCUGUAUGUUCCCAAAAGUGUCAGCAAGCCUAUUAUAGUUGGAAGUUCCAAGUUCAGGAGCAAAGGAAGAUUCCCUACGUUGUCCUAUUUUUACCAGCAAAAGCAGGCUGCCAUAUGCAGAUGCAGUCAGCCAUUAUCUGGCUUCAGUGCUAGGUGUCUGGAAGAUGAACACAUGCUGCAAGCUAUUAGCAAAGCCAAUCCCAACAGUCACUUCAUGUAUGUAAUGGAUACAAGGCCAAAACUAAAUGCAAUGGCAAAUCGAGCUGCAGGAAAAGGUUAUGAAAACGAAGAUAAUUAUUCCAAUAUUAGGUUCCAGUUUGUUGGGAUUGAGAAUAUUCAUGUAAUGAGAGCGAGCUUACAGAAAGUCAGUGAAGUGUGUGGAACCAAAGCUUUAACUUCAAAUGACUUCCUGAGUGGUUUGGAGAGUUCCGGAUGGCUUCGUCACAUAAAAGCGAUAUUGGAUGCUGGUGUACAUCUUGCUAAAGCAGUUGGAUAUGAUGGUGCCAGUGUCUUAGUCCAUUGCUCUGAUGGUUGGGAUCGUACAGCACAAGUCUGUUCUUUGGGUUCUUUGCUGCUGGAUCCAUAUUACAGAACAAUAAAAGGAUUUAUGGUUUUGAUAGAAAAAGACUGGAUUUCAUUUGGUCACAAGUUUGCUGACAGAUGUGGUCAACUUGAUGGCGACCCUAAAGAAAUAUCUCCGGUGUUUACACAGUUUAUUGAGUGUGUUUGGCAUCUGACGGAACAGUUUCCUCGUGUUUUUGAGUACAGUGAAACUUUCUUGCUUGAGAUACAUGAACAUGUUCAUUCCUGCCAAUUUGGGAACUUCAUUGGAAACUGCCAAAAAGAACGAGAAGACAUGAAAAUUCAACACAAGACCCAUUCCUUAUGGUCAUUUCUUUUGGAAAAUCAACACAAGUAUUUGAACCCGCUCUAUGAUCCUAAUCUUCCCUGUGUACAUGAAGUGCUUGAACCAAACACUGUCUCCUUCAACUUCAAGUUUUGGCGUUGUAUGUAUCAUCAGUUUGAUAAAAUAAUGCAUCCCAGGCAAUCACAACUUGGACUAGUUCUCUCUCUCAGUGAACAGAAUAAACAACUGGAGAUUGAAGCCAAAAAACUGGAGGAAAAAAUAACAAGUCUGGGGGAAAAACCCCGUACAGUUAUCAAAAAAGAACCUUUUCAUUCAGUUAACCAAUUAUCUCAAAUGCUAAAGACGACUGAAAAUGUGUGCAAACAGCAAACAACGAUGGAAAAUAACCCGAUUAGAACAGUGCAAGGUGGUAACACUCCUGAAGAUGGUUGCAAAGAACUCAAAUCUGGUUUCUCUAAAGCUGAGCCCACAUUGGUUAAUUUGGAACUUGGCAUGGCAAAGAUGACUUGCUAAAUCAGAAAGACAGUCUUCGCUUACAGACCUGGGGAAGUGCUUCUAGAAAACAUUAACUCAAGUGUGCAGUAGUAUAGAAAAAGAUGCUUGGCCUACCAGCCAAUCGGUUCUGUGGUUAAUGGCACAAUUACGUACUUCACUCACUGUUUGAUUUGUUUUGAAAGUUUAAAAUGAUUCAAAUCAUUAUCAGAUAUGUAACAUCUGAAUGGACUAAAUUUGGAAAUUUCACUCUUAAAAAAAUAUGUACUAUCCUUCAUCUAAUUCAGAUCUAGAUCAGUGAGGUUGCACUGCCCAAAAAUUGUGAAUAUAGUAGUUAUACAGAGAACCCUCAUUCAACUGAUGUAGUCUAAACAUUUUGCAGUGUGUUUUAUUAAAGAUAAAUUAUCUGCAAUGGAUUUUGGGCAGUGCAAUUGAUGGUAUUGGUUCUUUGAAAGUAAGUAACUUGUGAAGCUUUAACAUCACUGCAAUUUAAUGAGAAAAUAAUCAUUUUUGGCUUAGAAUAAAGUUCUGUUAACAUUUUAUGAUUAACACUGUAAAUUCAGCAGAACAAUCUUGUUAUGAUGCAGCUACUGCUCAGCUACCAAAAUAUGAAGUCUGCUGUGAGACUCUCAUUAUGUUAGGUCCAAUGUAACGGGUAUAGCAUUAGUGUCCUUCAAGUCAUGGCCAUUGAACCAGCCAUCCGCUGACUGCAGAAAAUGGGCUGCAUUUGCCUCAUCCACUAUUCUGCAGAAAGCUUGAUGACAUCCUGGAAAUGCAGAUUUUAAAAAAAGGGAAAUUGCCUGCAUGUUCUGGGCUUUGUGAUUACCUUAAUAUUUAAAACAAAUACUCUGUAUGAUGCAUUCAGGGAAACUGACAAUGCAUUGGCCACAUUGUUUAAUACACGAUUUAUUUUUGAACCUUAGUGUAACAAGGAUGUCUGAGAAUUUUGUGGCACCUAGACCCUGAAAUUCGUUCAAUUCCAUUCACUACCUGAUUACUUAAUUACAAUGGAGUUCUUGAUGCCAGUCUCCAGGAAUUAGUUUUUUUUAAAAAAACUUUCAUUGAUCUGCCUCUGACAAAUUGUCCUCUGAAUGUACCAACUUCUUUUGUUCCUUGUAUUUGUCAUCUAGAUUGAGUGUAUUCAAUAUUGGAAGUAAGUGUGAACUGUAUUAAUCAAUCUUAAUUGUGUGAAUAAAGUAGUUCAGGGGUAGUUUGGUUACUGUUCUCUGCCUCUUACCUAUCCUGAGGCUUAUAAAUGUGUAAUAGAAGAAAAAAAAAAUUCUCUGAAUGGCUCCUGGGAUUGCAAGACCCUUGUAAACAAUGAUAUGUGUAAAUAUGUUCUGGUAGAUGAAGUAAAUUUAUUUGUAAGGAUUGAAAAUAUUUACUCUAUGCUGAGCCCAAGCAUGCCUCUAUUAGGUACAAACCUACUGAAUCAUUGAGAAUACUCUAAUUUUGUCAGCCAUAGGACUCCAUACAGCUUGAACCAAUAUGAAAAUAUUUGUUUCUUUUCUGAUCCUUCAGAAUAACUGAAAUGUUUGAUUUAUUUGCAAUGUUUUGCAUGAUUUUAUUUUAGAAUAUGGUGUACUUUAGAGGUCCAACACUUUCUUUUAUUUAGCAUAAAAAUAAUAUACAAGCAGAACAGUUCAGCAUUAUGAAAUGUACAGACUGUUUCUAGAAAUCAUUCCAAUAUUGGAACCUCUUCAUAUUCCUCAGGGUUUAUGGCUGUUCCUUGCACUAAUAUAUUGAUCUUGAUAUGUUUACAGAAGUUGAACACAACCUUCGGAAAGUUUUACUCAGAGGUAACAGGUUUCGAAAUAUUAGAAAGCUGUUAAAAUUGCUUUUUUCCUAUGUGAUCACUGUGCAAAUACUAAAAAUAUUGACCACUAACCUUUAAGCCUCUUUAAAAGUCAUUUUAAAUCUACUGAUGAAAUCUCCUGAAGUAAUUCCAACAAAAUUACAAAUUUUUAUAAUGUGAGAUUAGGCUGCAGAGCUGUGUAACAUAAAAAUACGAUAAGUGUUCUGUAACAAAGAACUUGGAGAGAUGUGUUGGAAUUUCUGUUGCAACAUAUGUAUUCUGCUAAUGUGGUGUUUGCACUUUAUUAUGGUGGAAGAUUUAAUUUAACAAUUUAGGAUACUUAUAAUUCAUGAGAGCUCUCACGGUAAUAAUUUACUAACAGAGAUGCACCAGUAUACAUUCUUUCAGAUGUACAUCUUAAAUAUGGAUCUUACAAGAAGCUCUUAUCAAGAGACCACAGGUGCCCCUGUACAGUUUUCUUGUGUUAAUUUUAAAUCUUGUAGAUAGUGCCUGCAGUUUUCCAAUAUGCACAUUCAGGCAGCAAGGCUUCAUAUUGGGAGUGAAUUUUUAGAAAAUUGGCCUUAUUGGUGUUUUCUGAGGCCUGAAAGCUGCUCGCUCGAUUCUCUCUUUUAAAAAUGAGUGAAGUGCCGUUAAUGGGUAGAGCUAUGUUAAAUUUAUUUGAAAUCUAGAUUUUUCAAGUUAAAUACACAAAAUGGAUAAGUGUUUAAGACAUAUGUAUGUACAGCACUUUAGCAUUCAAGAUAAAUGCAAGUUCUUUGUCUUUCAAUGCAGAAUUGACAGACAUUCAGUAAAUUACUUACUCUCAACAUACAACUCUACAAAUGUUUCGACAAAACAUAGGAAGUUGCAUUUUCAAAGUUAAUAGGGGACCUUGGUUUUAAUUGGUACUACCCACAGAUAGUCAAGUGAGAAACUAGAAAUGAGAGAAGACUUUCAGCUCAGCUAAAUCAGCCCCUUUCUCUCUGAGGGGCGUAGUUCUGGAGUUCUCUUUGACAUUGCCUCUCCUGACAUGUUGAUGGAGAUCACCAAGUAUGUACUUGAUUGGCAGAGUAAUGGGAAAAUUGCUCAAAAUAACAAUGGGCAAGAAUGAUGUUUGAACUAAUGGGAAACUAGCUUGAAGGUUCAUGGAUUAAUUCAACUGUUCAUUUAGAUAACAUUCACCCAUAUUAAUUCAUGUAUAAUUUAUAAAAUCUAGUUUUACAACAUUUCAGUGCACUGGGGACAGGGAGAACUGUCAGAAAAAAUGUGUUUUUGGUAUAUAAGAACUAUUUGCAUGCACUAACACCCCUCCAGUGCAAGCAUUCCAUCUGCCUUUGGGGAGUUAGGAUAAUUUCUAAGAUGCGGUAAGUUUUCCCACUGAGGGUGCCUUCAAAUCUUUUAUUCCACUAUGAUCUUUAAUGGCCUUUAAUGAGAUUUGCUGCUUUAUUAUGGGCAUAAUUUGAAUAUUAUGAAAUAUGUGGUUUUGUUUUUGCUCCAUGAUCCCUCCAAGAUGCAGGCUGGCAUUUAAUGCUGCUAAUUUGAAGGUGAUAAUUGCAUUACAUUAACUAUGUUCUGUAAUGAGAGAACUGCUGGCACAGAUGGCCCAAUAUUUAUGUUGUAGGGAAUGUUUCAGUUAAAAUAAGAUUGUCAAAAAGACAUGUUUGAGCUUUUGGAUUUUAAAGCUGCUGGUGCAGGUCAUUUAAUUGUAAUGGUGAGUAAUUAUUGGUUGUGACCCAUUUCAUGUGUCAUAAUUUAUAAAUGAUAUUAAGGCUUAGUUAUUUAUUAAAGAUAUUGUAAUAUUUCUUGCCUGUGUUUUAAACACAUUGAAAAUUCUAAAAACAUUUAAGGGACCAUUUGGUGUAAAGUAUUACAGAAAACCUGUGGUGGAAAUAAAGAUAUCAAAGGAAACGUGAUUAAAUAAUUUUAUCACGAGUCUGCUUUCAAGAUUAGUGUCUAGUUUCUAUUUACGUAAAAAAUCUUGUAAAAAAAAGGACAUGGUGGAUUGGUGAAGCAGAUCAAUGCCAAAUAAUAUUCAGGAAAUAAAUUACACAAAUCUAAAAACUAGGAAUAGAAUACAUUUUAAAGUGUCUUUAUAGUCAAAAUAAUAAUCCUACCUCUAAUUAGGUAUUGUGUAUCUAUUUGUGUUUACUCUAUUGACCAAUAAAUAGAAUGGUCCCACUUGUAGUUUUGGAGAAAAGCUGUACAGUUAAUUGUGUGUACUUAUAAUGCUGUACAGAGUUUUGCUGAUUGUCCCAGUACAUAAUUACAUCUGAAAAUUAUUUGGGAAUGUAAAGAUGUGGGGAGUGGGGGGGUGGGCAGCGGGUGUUGGUAGGUGCAAAUAGGUGGGGCUGGUGGGAGAGUGGAUGACACAUGAAGCUAGUAGGAAUGCUUAAAGCAACAGCCUUUUAAGUUUUUAAAGUGCACUAAAAUUUCAGCUUUGAUGUUUUACUGUUAGUCCUGAGGAAUUCAUCAUUAAUUGUAGUCUUGCUGAGAGUUCAUAGUGUGGGGUAGAGUCCUUUGUAAUUAGUGCUUGAAUUGUUUAAUGUGAGGUGGUCUGAAUUUUCAGCAUGGCGAAAGAAACUCUAGGAAGACUUUUACAUGAUCUGGACACUGUUGCCUUAAAUCUAAAAACAAGACAAAAUGUACUUAGGAUGUUAUUUUGUGUAAACUUUCUGUAAAAUAAGGCUCAAAAUGUUGAGCUAUUAUAGUAACAUCUGUCACUUUCCUUGUAUUGCUUGUAUUUUUAAAAACUUAAUAAAAGGAAAAAUUUAUAGAAUC
Molecule: messenger RNA, 6555 nt
Organism: Pristis pectinata (smalltooth sawfish)
Lineage: Eukaryota; Metazoa; Chordata; Chondrichthyes; Rhinopristiformes; Pristidae
Gene: mtmr6
Product: myotubularin related protein 6
Exons: 14
Coding region: 132-2003 (623 amino acids)
Biological process (GO): dephosphorylation
Cellular component (GO): nuclear envelope
Molecular function (GO): phosphatidylinositol-3,5-bisphosphate phosphatase activity
Source: RefSeq, a predicted model, not a curated record